Messenger RNA from Candida tropicalis MYA-3404, 1203 nucleotides. It is a transcript of the gene TIF5, whose product is annotated as translation initiation factor eIF5. Gene Ontology annotation, cellular component: cytosol. The coding region runs from base 1 to 1203 and encodes 400 amino acids. Gene Ontology annotation, biological process: formation of translation preinitiation complex; formation of cytoplasmic translation initiation complex; translational initiation. The transcript has a single exon. The record is from RefSeq and is a predicted model, not a curated record. NCBI's taxonomy places the organism in Eukaryota, Fungi, Ascomycota, Pichiomycetes, Serinales, Debaryomycetaceae. Gene Ontology annotation, molecular function: translation initiation factor activity; GDP-dissociation inhibitor activity; eukaryotic initiation factor eIF2 binding.
AUGUCAUUUAUAAAUAUUUGCCGUGAUAACACGGAUCCUUUCUACCGUUAUAAAAUGCCUCCUAUCCAGUCCAAGACUGAAGGUAGAGGUAACGGUAUCAAAACUGCCAUUGUUAACUUGGCUGAAGUUGCCAGAGCUUUGAAUCGUCCACCAGCUUAUUUGAUCAAAUUUUUUGGUUAUGAAUUAGGUGCUCAAACUCAAAUUCAAAAUGAUAGAUAUUUAGUUAGUGGUGCUCAUGAUUCCAAUGAAUUACAAGAUUCAUUAGAUGGAUUUAUUAAUAAAUUUGUCCUUUGUGGAAGUUGUAAGAAUCCAGAAACUGAAAUCUUAUUGAAAGGUAAAGAUUCUUUAGAAAGAGAUUGUAAAGCUUGUGGUAAGAUUACUAUGAUUGAUCCAAAACAUAAAUUAUACAGUUUUAUUGUUAAGAACCCACCAGAUACCAAGAAAAGUAAGAAAUCUGCUACUGCUACUGCUAAUGUUGUUGGUGGUGGUAAAUCUAUUUCUGAUAUUGCUGCCGGUCAUGCUAAUGCUGAUGAUUCAUCUGCUGCUAUUGAUGGCCAAGAUGGUGAAUUUGAUGAAGAUGAUGAUUUGUUAGCUAAGAAGAUUAACGCUGAAGUUGCUCAAUUAAAAGAAGUUGAAGCCAAAGAUGAUGAUUGGGCUGUUGAUAUGUCUCAAGAAGCUAUUGCUGCAAGAGCUAGAGAAUUGGAAGGUUUGACUUUACAAAACAAUCAAUUUGAUGAAUUUGGUGAAUGGUUAUUAAAAGAAUCUAAAGAUUCUAAAGAUGAUUUACCAAGUGAUGUUGAAAUCUAUAAAAGAAUUGUUGAAUUGGAUAUUGCUGAUCGUCCAGAAACUUUACAAGUUUUGGGUCAAGUUUUAUUCGAUGAAGAUAUAAUAAAUCAAAUUGAACCUCAUGUUGGUUUAUUAGCUAAAUUGAUUAAUAAUGAUGAAGAAUUUGAAAAGAGUUUGUUGGGUGGUUUAGAAAGAUUCUUUGGUUUGGAAAAACCAAAAUUGAUCCCACAAGUUCCAAAAAUUUUACAUGCUUUCUAUGAUAAAGAUUUAUUAAGUGAAGAAGUUUUGAUUCACUGGGGUACUAAAGUUUCAAAGAAAUACGUUCCAAAAGAUGUUUCCAAGAAAGUUAGAAAAGCUGCUAAACCAUUCGUUAAAUGGUUACAAGAAGCUGAAGAAGAAAGUGACGACGAAGAAUAA